CAAUCACUUACCAACCAUGCAUUACAUGAGUGAAAAAUUAUUAUUUCUCAUCAACGUAUAAAAAAGCGGCGAAACACGAAGAAGAAGAAGUAAAACAAUAUCACGGUAUGUGUGGUGAAUAGCGACGAUAGCCAUGGCAAAUGUACCAUUAUCAACACUUUAUCCUAUGGUUCUUUCGAUGUUGACCUAUAUCAGUCCAACACUUAAAACGGAUGGAGAUGGAUACAUAACUCACUUUGAAAUCAAUAAAGAACCCGUGUCUAAAAACCUCACUUUGGACACAUACUUGGAUGCGAUCAGUUUCACGCUAUACACACGAGAGAAUCCCACAGAUGGCGAGAUCCUAAAACUAAAUGACGUAGAGUCCGUCCGGAACAGUCACUGGAACGCAACUAAACAAACCAUUAUAGUCACCCAUGGUUGGACUCACAGCGGUGAAGCUCCAGUUUGUACAACCAUACGCGAUGGUUUCCUUAAGGUCCGAGACUGUAACGUUAUUAUUCUCGAUUGGAGUGAGAUAGCAGACGGACUAAUUUAUUCUGUCGUCGCAGAGAUCGUACCGUACGUUGCUCAACGUACAGCUAGUUUUAUAAACUUUAUGCGAACUAAGGCUGGUUUGCGAACGUCCAACUUGAAAAUUGUUGGGCAUUCGUUCGGUGCUCAUGUCGCCGGCUUGAGCGCGCGAGAGGUAGGAAAAUCAAGCCGAGUGGCGGAAGUUAUCGCUCUCGAUCCUUCCAACGUAAUGUUUCAACACAAAAAACCCGGAGAAAGACUUGAUAAAUCAGACGCAGAAAAUGUUCAAAUUAUCCACACAUGCGCUGGAGGGCACGGUUAUUAUCUGUCUGUUGGUACUUCAGACUUCUAUGCGAAUGAUGGAAGACAUCAACCAGGAUGCGGCAUUGACUUGUUUGGAAUUUGCGCACACUUGCGUAGCUACAAAUUCUUCGCUGAAUCAAUUACGAAUCCGAAAGGCUUCCUCGGCACACGUGCAGAUGGUGCAACAGCAUACAUGGGUGGUGCUACCCCCGAUCCGAAAGCUAAAGGAACCUAUUACUUCAAAACUACCGGUCAAUAUCCUUUUGCUCUUGGUGGAUAACAUUAUUCUGCUGAAUAUUCAAUAUUUGAAUUUAUUUUGUACAGAUGUAUUUCAAUAUUUGUAAGAUACUUGUAUAGAUUAUGAAGAAAAUUAGAAAAUAAAUAGCUGUUGAUUUUAUUGAAA
Bombus huntii is the source of this 1219-nucleotide messenger RNA. RefSeq names its product pancreatic triacylglycerol lipase-like. Gene Ontology annotation, molecular function: lipase activity. Lineage: Eukaryota; Metazoa; Arthropoda; Insecta; Hymenoptera; Apidae. Gene Ontology annotation, biological process: lipid metabolic process. The transcript is spliced from 7 exons. Bases 134 to 1096 code for a protein of 320 amino acids. The record is from RefSeq and is a predicted model, not a curated record.